Messenger RNA from Culicoides brevitarsis, 985 nucleotides. RefSeq names its product transcriptional regulatory protein AlgP-like. Lineage: Eukaryota; Metazoa; Arthropoda; Insecta; Diptera; Ceratopogonidae. Bases 123 to 524 code for a protein of 133 amino acids. The transcript is spliced from 4 exons. Gene Ontology annotation, molecular function: DNA binding. The record is from RefSeq and is a predicted model, not a curated record.
GUCAGAAAUUUCCAAGCGAAGCACCAAGUCGUACCACCACUAAUUCUUUUUUCGUAGCAGUUUUCAUUUAAAUUUAUUCUUUUAAAUAACUUUAUUGGCCGCUGCUUCAUCAAUUCGAAAAAAUGGCACCAACAAAAGGACGUGGAAGACCAAAGAAGGAUGCAUCCUCCGAAGCUAAGACUGAAGAAACCACAGUUGCCUCGCCAAAGACCGCGAAGAGCCCCAAAGUAGAAGCAUCUCCCGCACAAAAUGGUGCCAAGAAAGCUGGACGUGGUCGUCCUGCAGGCAAAGCUGCCGCCAAGCCUGCCGCAAAGGCCAAGAAAACCGAAGAACCAAAAGCAACGACUCCUUCGAAACGCAAGGCAGAAGAAGAACCAGAAUCUGCUCCAGCAGCAAAAUCACCAAAGACUGCCAAGGGAGGUCGUGGUCGUCCAAAGAAAGCUGAAGGAGCUGCCAAGAAGUCUACUGCCAAAUCGCCAGCCAAGGGUGCAAAACGCGGCAGAAAACCAGCUGCUGGUAAAUAAAUUUAAGAUGAAUCUUUUAUUUUUGAUUGCAUACAAAACAAAUCUUUUAUCGUCGAGAGAAAAAAACGAAAAUAGUUUCUACUAUUUUGCAUCGUAGCGUAUCAUUUUUCUUAUACAUUAUUAUAUUAUAAUUAAAUAUUCUAACAAGACUAGAUGUUAAGUUCUCGUACGAAUGACUAAUUUUUAAUUUAUAUAAGAGACGGAUAAAAAAAGUAAGAAAUCCAAACCAUUAAAUCCAUCAGUUGUAGUAAUUUAGCAUUGAAGAAGUAAUUUUAACAUAAAUUUUUUUGACAAAAACAAAAUAACCGUCUUUUCACUUACCUAAAAGAAAACCGAGAAAACGUACAGAAAAACUUUUUUAUGUGUUCGAUUAAAUGAGGUACUUACGACACACAUUUUUUCCCAUACAUACAAAGAAAAAAAAAACACACAAACACAUUCUUAGUACAAUUUUCAUGUCA